GAAGGUUACCUCUGUUUUGGGAUUGCACUUUGUUUCCCGGUGUGUAGGUGGGGGUGGGUGCAAUCGGGUCGACUCCGGGCCGCGUGGCUGACCGCGUCUCUCCCCGCCGUGGCGUGCGGUGGUUCGCCCCGCGCACUUCCCUGUUUGGGGCAGUUCGGCCCGCAGAAGUCUGUUCGGGAGCUGUCAGCGCGGGCGGGAGCGCGGCGGGGCGCGGGGUGGGCGCGGCCGACCCCGUCCCCGACCCAGCCCGCGACCCCCGACCUCCCGCGCCUCCAGCACCUGGCCGUUGCCCGCCUCUCCGCGUACCGCGCCCGUCUCUCGCUUGCUUCGUUCUCUCUUUCUCUCGCCGGCCGCCGGGCGGGCGGGUGGGCACCGGAGACCCCGCCGGGGGCUGAGGCUUGGCAAGCGGGCGGUGAGGGCCCGGCUGCGGCCUUCUCGCCAUGUCCUCGGCCCGCGAGAGCAGUGGCCACUUCCCCUUGCACCUCCUGGUCUGGAACAACGACUACCAGCAACUGGAGAAGGAGCUGCGGGGCCAGGAACAGCAGCACGGAAAGAAUCAAGUUUGUCCGGCUGAAGAGGAUAGGCAUGUUUCCGAGUAAUGUGGAGGCUCUGGAUCCACGAGGCCGAACCUUACUGCACCUUGCUGUUUCCCUGGGACAUUUGGAAUCUGCUCGAGUCUUGCUCCGACAUAAAGCAGAUGUUACAAAAGAAAAUCGUGAGGGAUGGACAGUUUUACAUGAGGCUGUGAGCACCGGUGAUCCUGAGAUGGUGUGUACCAUUCUUCAACAUCGGGACUACCACAACACAUCCAUGGCCCUGGAAGGAGUUCCUGAGCUGCUCCAGAAGAUUCUCGAGGCUCCGGAUUUCUAUGUGCAGAUGAAAUGGGAAUUCACCAGCUGGGUGCCCUUGGUUUCCAGAAUAUGCCCGAAUGACGUCUGUCGCAUUUGGAAAAGUGGUGCCAAACUGCGUGUGGAUAUCACAUUGCUGGGAUUUGAGAACAUGAGCUGGAUAAGAGGGAGGCGUAGUUUUAUAUUUAAGGGAGAAGACAACCGGGCAGAGCUGAUGGAAGUCAACCACGAUGACAGAGUGGUCACCACUGAGCACUUUGACCUUUCCCAGGAAAUGGAGCGCCUCACUCUGGACGUGAUGAAGCCAAAAGGCAGGGAAGUUGAGAGGCGGCUCACGAGCCCAGUCAUUAACACCAGCCUCGAUACUAAAAAUAUUGCUUUUGAAAGGUACGCGUUUAGGGUCUGCAUUUUAAUGUCUAAUCCCUUUACUGCCGUCUUUAGUGGCAUGUAGAUAUCAAUCGGAAAUUUUGGGUGGGUUGGGGUUUUUCUAAUAUGGUAUAAUACACAGUAGUGGGUUUUUAACACUGCUUUCUGUUCUAACCAAGUAGAAGCCAUGGCUGACGUCCUCUUCCAUAGAUCAUUUUUUAGCACAUUGGUUACAUCUUGGAGAAAUGUCUUCAUAUUCUUUUGUGGGCCCUUUCUAAUGGAUUUUACUUGAAUUUUUUGUUUUGGUGUUUGGGGAUCCACAAGACUCCCCAGUCCCAAACCAUGGAGCUUUGAGUUUCUGGAAGCUAGAAUUGACCCAGUAUUGAUUGUGGUUGUACUGAUAUUAGUCAAAUUCACCCUUACCAUAUUGUUUAAUGUGGUCCUUUCCCCCUGUGAGGCCUAGUAGUUUAGAGCAAGGGUCUGGAGGAGUUUUCGGUUCUAUUCCAGAUUCUACCAGAAGAAACCUCUGGAGAGGUUUGUGCCUUGGUUAACCUGGAUGAGAACAGUGUCUCUGCUCAUCUGCCUCUGGGCCUUGCAGAGGCGUGGAGAGCUUUUGAGUGUAGGGGAGUAGAGGCUGUAAGAGCUGUUGGCCUGAGUGUUUUUACCUCAGAAUACACUGAGCUGAGGGAGUCGGCGAGAGCCCUGAGUGUUUGCCUAGGAUGUCACAUCCAGCUCUCUGUAAACCAGAGCAGCAUAACCUGCGCUAACGUGGACACAUAUUAUCCUGGAUUUAGGCUUUCUUUACUCUUAAUGAAUAUACUAACUUUCCUCCUUUUUCUUUUUGUUCCCAUAAAAUUUGUUAGUAAGACAGAGUUUUCUGUUGAGUCAAACAUAAGAUUGAAGUGCCCUUUUCUUCUGAUUUAGAUGAACAGUGGAAUUAGGGCAUCUGUUAGUAGCAGAAGAGAAAACCCAAAUGUUGGCGUGUGUGGUGCCCUGAUAACCACUGCUGCUUGGGUACUGGUACCCCUGUGAGGCAGGGUCAGUCCCCCAUCAACAGCCUCCUUGCACCGGCCUUGCCAGGUGAUGGCUGUCUACUAGGGACUGACUGUGUCUUUACCUGGGAGGGUCUGGGGAAGAUCCCUGAAGCCUGGCACAUGCCUCUGCAGACAGGAAGAGUACCUUCAGCUAGAGCUCUGUUGGUAAAGCUGGGACUAGAGGAGACUGCACUCACCACUUCAUCCCAGCUGUGGUGAGGGGAGUGGGAAGAACUGAGUGCCACUGGCAGGGCCACUAAACGACUGUGUGGCUUUGGGGAGGUGGCUCAGUCUCUCUGGGUUUCAGUGUCCUUGAAAGAAGGAAAGGAGUGAAUCUCGAGAUGACAUUGCUGAAGUCCCCACGACCCUAA
Messenger RNA from Ailuropoda melanoleuca (giant panda), 2619 nucleotides. RefSeq names its product ankyrin repeat domain 13A (gene ANKRD13A). The coding region runs from base 586 to 1299 and encodes 237 amino acids. Gene Ontology annotation, molecular function: protein binding. Gene Ontology annotation, cellular component: cytoplasm. Lineage: Eukaryota; Metazoa; Chordata; Mammalia; Carnivora; Ursidae. The record is from RefSeq and is a predicted model, not a curated record. The transcript is spliced from 7 exons.